Penicillium atrosanguineum is the source of this 1350-nucleotide messenger RNA. RefSeq names its product putative extracellular exo-polygalacturonase (gene pgxC). The record is from RefSeq and is a predicted model, not a curated record. The transcript has a single exon. Gene Ontology annotation, biological process: carbohydrate metabolic process. Gene Ontology annotation, molecular function: polygalacturonase activity. Bases 1 to 1350 code for a protein of 449 amino acids. NCBI's taxonomy places the organism in Eukaryota, Fungi, Ascomycota, Eurotiomycetes, Eurotiales, Aspergillaceae.
AUGCUAAUUCACACAACAGCUUUCAUUACACUAUUGUCUUUUGUGCUCGGUGCUCCCAGCACUAGACGCUCGGACAGUCGUAUCCACCGCUGUGUGAUUCCAUCUUCCAAUAGCACAGCCGAUGAUUCUAAAUCCAUUGCCGAAGCCUUCGCACGAUGCUCCUCCGAUGCGGUUGUUAUUUUCCAGGAAGGCGUUGAUUACAAUGUCUUCCAGCCCAUCAGCGCAAAAAACCUGAGCAACGUUGAAAUUCAGAUGAAAGGAAACCUUCAUCUGCCUCAAAGCAUCGCAACAGUCCAGAAAAUUGUCAACGGCACUGGCGGGGCCCUAUACUCGAAUGGACAGUACUGGUUUACCCUCUCCGGCCCUGGCAUUGACUACAUUGGCUCAUCAGACGUCAACAAUGGCUGGAUCAACUCUUACGGACAGGCGUGGUGGGAUGCAAACCCAGUGAAUGGCACUGGAAUCGACGACCGACCCCAUCUGAUGAGCUUCGACACUACGCACGGAUCAUUGAAAUAUUUCAAAUCUCGGAAGCCCAUUGCAUGGAAUGUGCAACUGAAGGGAAAUGACAUUGAGGUCAGCCACGCGUUCAUCGAUGCCGAGUCAACAGGCUCUUUCCCGUUCAACACAGAUGGCUUCGAUGUGACUGGAACCAAUGUCCGAAUUACCGAUAGUAUGAUUUACAAUGGUGACGAUGCGAUUGCUGUGCAGUCAGGAUCACACAAUAUAGUCUUUAAGAGGAACACAAUCGGCUACCAAAGCCACGGCAUGAGUAUCGGCUCUCUUGGUGAAGACCAGUCGGAGUACGCCAAUGUCUCGAACAUUCACUUCGAAGAUGUCACAGUCAUUGACGCGGUCUAUGCCUCACGUUUCAAGUCGUGGAUGGGUGGCCAGGGUAUCGCCAAAAAUAUUACCUGGAAGAGCAUUCGUGUUUACAAUGUCACUUUCCCCAUCUUUGUCACUCAGAGCUAUUCCAAUCAGGGUUCCUCUCAAACUCAGCUUGGUAGCGGAGUAACCACUGGACGGACAAACAAUGCCUCUGUCGUGAUGGAGGACUUUGUCUGGUCUGACUUUACGGGCACUGUCAACACCUGGAGGCCUGGUGAUGGUUCGUGUGUCUCCGACCCAUGCUGGUACGAUGAUGGCUUGCCCAAUCUCAAACAUACGGAGGUCGUCAUCAUCGAAUGCAACACGGAGUCCUCUUGCAAGAACUUCCAACUGCGCAAUAUUGAGGUCAUUCCCCAGAACAUGCAAUCGCCCACCGUGAUUUGUAUGAACGCAACUGCCCAACUGAAUCCACAACUGGGUUUCGACUGUCGCAAUGGCACCUUCUCUCCGCUCUCUGAAUAG